AUGUCGUCCAUUCUGGAGCAAAGGAUUUAUGGAACAAAUGGAACACCAAGCCUUGCUGAAACGGGACAUGUGCUGUCUGUUUGUGAUGGUAUAGUUCGCGCGCGUGGGCUGAUUAAUGUGCAGGCCGAAGAACUCGUUGAAUUUGAAUCCGGAGUGAAAGGCAUGUGCAUGAAUCUGGAGGCUGCCUAUGUUGGUAUUGUGCUUUUUGGCCCUGAUCGUCUUGUCAAACAGAGUGAGACUGUUCGACGCACUGGCGAGAUUGUCAGAGUUCCCGUGGGCCCUCAGAUGCUAGGGCGGGUGGUUAAUGCACUGGGAGAUCCUAUCGAUGGGAACGGGCCUAUCGAGACGCUCAAAAAGAGUCGUGCUCACCUCAAGGCACCUGGAAUCCUGCCUCGCCGCUCCGUCAACCAACCUGUCCAGACAGGUAUAAAGGCGAUUGAUGCCAUGGUGCCUAUUGGUAGAGGUCAACGUGAAUUGAUUAUUGGUGACCGCCAAACUGGGAAAACUGCUAUUGCUUUGGACACCAUUCUGAACCAACGGAGAUGGAUUAAUUCAGAUGACGAGUCGAAAAAGUUAUAUUGCAUCUAUGUAGCUGUGGGGCAGAAACGGUCCACCGUGGCUCAGUUCGUGAAGACUUUGGAGGAAAAUGAUGCCAUGAAAUACACAGUCAUUGUGGCCGCUACGGCGUCUGAAGCCGCGCCUCUUCAGUAUAUUGCGCCUUUCGCCGCGUGUGCUAUGGGAGAGUGGUUCCGAGACAAUGGUCUACAUGCUAUCAUCAUCUAUGAUGAUUUGUCAAAGCACGCAGUGGCCUACCGUCAGAUGUCGUUAUUGCUUCGUCGGCCACCGGGACGCGAGGCGUACCCAGGAGACGUCUUUUACCUUCAUUCUCGCCUCCUUGAGCGUGCAGCAAAGCUGAAUGAUGAUUAUGGCGGCGGUUCUCUCACUGCUCUUCCCAUCAUUGAAACUCAAGGUGGGGAUGUGUCAGCCUAUAUCCCCACGAACGCUAUUUCUAUCACGGAUGGUCAGAUAUAUUUAGAACCGGAACUGUUUUACAGAGGCAUUCGUCCUGCGAUUAAUGUCGGACUCUCUGUUUCCCGGGUAGGUUCUGCAGCGCAGCUGAGAGCCAUGAAACAAGUUGCUGGUUCACUCAAGCUCUAUCUUGCGCAGUACCGGGAGAUUGCCGCAUUUUCCCAGUUUGGUUCGGAUCUAGAUGCAAAUACCAAGCAAACCAUCAGACGCGGUGAGCGUUUAACAGAGCUUUUGAAACAAAAGCAGUACGCACCAUUGCCUGUGGAAGAGAUGGUGCCCUUAGUAUAUGCUGGUAUCAACGGCUUUCUUGACAGGCUACCCGUCAGCCAAAUCUCGCGCUGGGAAGCCGGCCUCCUGAUCUAUUUCAGAAAGUAUUGGCCUCAUGUGCUUCGCAAGAUCGAGAAGGAUGGACACCUGAGCCAUGAUCUGGAAGAUCAAAUCAAGGAGAUAAUCAUGACAUUCAACAAAACCUUCUCGUAA
Aspergillus japonicus CBS 114.51 is the source of this 1509-nucleotide messenger RNA. RefSeq names its product F0F1 ATP synthase subunit alpha. NCBI's taxonomy places the organism in Eukaryota, Fungi, Ascomycota, Eurotiomycetes, Eurotiales, Aspergillaceae. The transcript has a single exon. The record is from RefSeq and is a predicted model, not a curated record. Bases 1 to 1509 code for a protein of 502 amino acids. Gene Ontology annotation, molecular function: proton-transporting ATP synthase activity, rotational mechanism; ADP binding; ATP binding. Gene Ontology annotation, biological process: proton motive force-driven ATP synthesis; proton transmembrane transport.